Bombus pascuorum is the source of this 745-nucleotide messenger RNA. RefSeq names its product microsomal glutathione S-transferase 1-like. The coding region runs from base 192 to 644 and encodes 150 amino acids. Lineage: Eukaryota; Metazoa; Arthropoda; Insecta; Hymenoptera; Apidae. The record is from RefSeq and is a predicted model, not a curated record. The transcript has 2 exons. Gene Ontology annotation, cellular component: membrane.
CAUUAGCUUUUUUUUUAUACGCAUCCCCACUUUGCACAUACAUUUUAACAUGUAACGCAAAUACUAUGGAUAGUCUCAUCAGAAUCCUUGUACGUAGCAAACGUUCUAACGCAAUUCGCAAGACACGAUUUAUGCAACGUACUUCAUCGAAUUAAGCUACACGGAAUUAUACACAAUAUACAACAUUCAUAAUGUCCACCUUAAAUGCAAAUCUUGUGGACCCCGAACUUUUCAAAAUUUUUGCAUUUUGGGGAAGUAUACUUGCUUUAAAAUUACUCGCGAUGGCACCAUUAACAGCACGCUACAGAUUUAAAAAUUUGGCAUUUGCAAACAUCGAGGAUACAAAAAUAUGGAAAGGGUCAAAAGUUAAUACCAAUGAUCCUGAAAUUGAACGUGUACGCAGAGCACAUUUAAAUGAUUUGGAAAAUGUUCUUAUAUGGUAUAUUGUUACAUUCGCUUGGUUAACUACAGGACCUUCUAUAUGGUUAGCUUCAAUGUUAAUUAGGGCUUUUGUAAUUGCUAGAUUUGUUCACACAGUGGUAUAUGCUAUUUUCUCAAAACAGCCUCAUAGAGCACUAGCUUUUUUUGUAGGUUUUGGCACUACUGUAUAUCAAGCAUUUAGUACUCUGUUGUACUAUAUGUAAUUUCAAUGUUAAGAUUUCAUCUUUGUUUUGAUAUAUUCUUUAUUGUUUAUUAAUACUGUAGUUAUUAAUAAAAUAUAUAAGAUAAGAAAUUCUAUUGAUUA